UCACAGCGUCCGCAACGAGGCACUGUUGAGAAACUGCGCAGCCGCUAUGCGCAUCCGCCAGCUUGUGGGCAGCUCAGCCAUUGCUGUUCCCCUUCAACGCAGACACACACACACACACACGCAGUCACACACACGCGUGGAGGAAUCAUCGAGGAAAAUCACAGCUGGCGUAUUUACCGAAUCCACGGAGAUCCGCCAUCUCUAAACUUUCCCCGGAUUUCAACGCCUGCGCAGCCCCCCCUCCCACCCUUGGGUGUGUAUGUGCAUGUCUGCAUGUGUGUGUCCGCCAUGGAAGCCACCGGUCUCCAAGCAGGCGGCUGCGACACCGCAACCGUGCACGUCAAAAGGGAGGAAGGCGAGGAAAAGCAAUAUGCGCUGGUUUUGGGCAGCCGGCACUCGCCUGCGCCCUGCAGCGAUCCCGCAUGCAGGGGGGGGGAAGAGCCGGGAGAUCCAUCACAGCUGCAUACAACCAACACAGCUACUCCUGAGCUGCUGCCCCCGGCGAUGCCAUCUGCCCCUCCGGAGAAGACUCUCGCCCUCGGUUCCGAUUUCUCCUCCAAAGCCGUGUUGUGUCUGAUCGAGGCCGUCGGUCGCCGCUGGGGCCUUUACGAGACGCGGGAACGCUCGCAGCUGUUCCAGAGCGUCCAGGAGGAGUUAGCCGCCAAAGGCCACAUACUUCCUGUGGAGAGGAUCCGACGCAAGUGGAAUAAUUUGAUCGUGACGUACAAACGGGUGAAAGACCGCAGCCGGGAGACGGGCCAAGCCAAGACGUCGUGGGAGUUCUUUAAUCUCAUGGAUGCCACGUUGUGCGACACGGUCGGUUCUUACAUCAGCAACAAACGUAGCAAAGGAGGCGGCGCCGUCCCCACGCAGGUCACGCCUAAACUACACAUCCCACCGCCGACCACCAUCAUCCACCCUAACGGGAACUUCUCCACGCCUGUUCAUGUGGAACCAGGUCUCAAGGCUCAGUCCGCUCCCGGCGGGAACAACAGUGACGCCAUCGGGACUAUUCGCCAAACAGAGAGCCCGGACCUAAAACCCUUGAUGGUACUUAAUAGCGACAUUGUUACCAGCAGCCUUCAUCUGGCCUCCACCGAUCCGCCUCCGUCUUUUAUCUCCUCGUCUUGUUUCACACACCCGGCCUCCCCCUCGCUUGGGUCUGAUCUGAAUCUGAACACCCCCGGUAAAGUUCUAUCAUUCCCGACGGACGUCAUGUGCUUUCGUCGCGGCCACAACCUCGCUUCCAAUUUCCCGUCCGCGUCCUCCGUUUCCACCUCGGCAGAACCCAAAGUCAAGAAAGCCAACGAGGAGCACAUGAGCGCCCCCUUCUACCGGGAGAUUUUUAAGAAAAGGGAGGAGCAAACUCACCUGGAUGGCGUCGCUCACGGUCGCGUGGACGCCAGAGAAAAACGACGUGAGAGAAGAGAAGUGCGGAUGGCGAAGUCCCUGUGCCGCAUCGCCACGGCUCUGGAGCUGCUCUCGUCCAAGCAGGACACCGUCAUCGCUCUCCUGCAGAGGCUGGCUGAUAAAAAGUGAAGGACGAGGACAUUAUUUGAGUGACAGCUGUCUUCUAAAAUUAAUAUGCUAUGUUUACUAAAGAUUAUUAUUACCCAAUUUCUCAAGUUGAUUGUUUUUAACCAACACUGGAGGUGAC
This is a messenger RNA of Doryrhamphus excisus (bluestripe pipefish), 1657 nucleotides long. RefSeq lists its product as uncharacterized. Lineage: Eukaryota; Metazoa; Chordata; Actinopteri; Syngnathiformes; Syngnathidae. The record is from RefSeq and is a predicted model, not a curated record.